Messenger RNA from Solenopsis invicta (red fire ant), 6122 nucleotides. RefSeq names its product coronin-7 (gene pod1). The transcript has 18 exons. The coding region runs from base 291 to 3944 and encodes 1217 amino acids. Lineage: Eukaryota; Metazoa; Arthropoda; Insecta; Hymenoptera; Formicidae. Gene Ontology annotation, molecular function: protein binding. The record is from RefSeq and is a predicted model, not a curated record.
CGGCGUCGUUCGCUUGUUGUCACCGACGCCGUUGAUGCCCGGCCUCGCGAGAGAGGGACUCCGGCGUCGAUCUCUCCCUACCAUUAUCCACGUCGCGAGAGCAACGCCCAGCGAAUUAUUCGCAUGUGUUCGAGUGUCCCUGCGCGAAAUCUCGAUUGAGAGACGAAGUUUUCUCGCGAGAGUCUCUCUUUAAAGCUUCCGCGGACGCUCGCCUUUGUCCCGCCUCCCAACUUGUGCCUGUUACAUGAUUUAAUUGGACCGGACAUUUAAAUCGAGUCAGCAGUGUCAAAAUGGCUUGGCGUUUCAAAGCGUCCAAAUACAAAAAUGCAGCACCGAUCGUUCCCAAGCCGGAGGCUUGUAUUCGGGAUCUCUCUGUGGGAUCAUAUCAAACCUAUGGGAAUAACAUAACAGCAUCUGCGGCGUUCAUGGCAUUCAAUGUUGAUCAUAAUGGAUCCAGUUUAGCGGUAUUGCCGCUAGAAGAUUGUGGCAGGAAGAGCAAGACUAUGCCACUGCUUCACGCGCACGCAGAUACUGUGACGGAUAUGGAUUUUUCACCAUUUCACGAUGGCUUACUUGCGACCGGGUCUCAAGAUUGUCUCGUAAAGUUAUGGCAUAUCCCAGAAAGUGGCUUGGAAGAAUCAUUGUGCAACCCAGAAUGCACAUUUUCGCAUCGCCAACGUAGAGUGGAAACAGUAUGCUGGCAUCCUUCUGCCGAACAUCUUCUGACCACUGCAUCGUUCACCAAUCUCUCGCUUUGGGAUGUUCUCUCACAACAGGAAUUAUUUUCUAAUAGCGAUCAUACCGAAGUAAUUCAAUGUGUAAGUUGGAAAGAGGACGGUACCGUUUUAGCGACAGCUUGCAAAGACAAACAACUGAGGAUUAUAGAUCCACGCGCCUCGACGUGUAUCGUCAAUUCAUGCUCGAGCCACCAAAGUAUUAAAGAUUCCAGAAUAGUCUGGCUAAACGGCGAUAGAUUACUCACAACAGGAUUUGAUGCAGCAAGACUUCGUCAAGUUUACAUUAGGGACUUGAGGCACUUAAGUGAGCCAGUGAAAACGUUGGAAUUAGAUUGUAGUACUGGUAUUUUGAUGCCGCUCUUCGAUUCCGAUACAAAUAUGCUAUUUCUCGCUGGCAAAGGAGACACCACUAUCAUGUAUAUGGAAGUUACGGAUAGAGAUCCUUAUCUGGUAGAAGGGAUUCGUCACAGCGGCGAUCAAACUAAAGGAGUAUGCCUGGUUCCUAAACGUGCAUUGAAUGUAAUGCAGGCUGAAGUUAACAGGUUGUUACAGCUCACCUCCAACAUGGUGAUUCCUAUUAUGUAUCAAGUUCCACGAAAAACAUACAGAGACUUUCAUGCGGACAUUUAUCCAGAUACAACUGGUUCCGUUGCUCAAAAUAAUGCAACAGCAUGGUUUAAGGGCCAUAAUGUACCUGUACCAAAGAUAUCGCUAGAUCCUGCCAAAAGAAACAAAGGCGAAGAGCUGAUAACUGUACACAAAGGAAACUUAGCGGUGCUCAAAGAUAAUCAGCGCGAAAUUAAAGUAGAACAAACGAACCGGCCGCCGAAGCCCUUGAUCAUUACCGCACCAAAAGGAUUUUCGAAAGCGCAAAGCAACGUAAAUGAAAAUGACAACAAUUUGGAAAAUGAUACCGAGAAGAUUGAAGAAUUGAAAAAGCCGUCCGAGGCAGAAGAAGAAAAGACCAAGAUACAAAACGGGGGACAAACCGUUCCACCGAAACCUUUACCGAGAGCAUCAAGAACCAACAGUAUCUCCGAGGAGGAACCAAAACCAGUGGCACGUCCUCGUACAUCGCCAAAUCCUGGAUCAGUAGUUACAUCAGUGAAUCCUAACGCAAUCGGCGGAUAUAAGCCUCGACUUGGUCCUAAACCGUUCCAAGCAAAGUCCAGCAGUCAGGAAUUUUCAUUUGACAAGGUCUUUUCUGUACCACUUGCACCGAAUAAUGACAGCAACACUAAUGGUUAUCAGAAUGAAAUUAACAAUACUGCAGAGCAUAAUACAGAAGUGGAUAAGUCACCGACCUUAACACCUAAUGAGCGAACAAAGGAUGCGGAAAAUGGCAAGAGUGACUCAAGCUCCAUUGAGGAAGAUGCUAAUUCGAGUGACUCUGGUUACAAGCCAAAAACACCAAGUACUGCGGAAAGACGCAAAGUGUUUGAGACAAAAGUGAAAGACGAAUCGCCCGAGAACGAGGAUUUUGCUAAUUUCGAACGUGGUACAAACAGAAACUCAAUCGCUGAAAGGCGGCGCCUUUAUGAGAGUCGAUCUGUGUCUGUUACUGAUGGAAAUUUGGCAGAGAAGGCGAUGGGUUCGCCGACCAUGCUGAGACGAAGAGAUUCCUUCAAAGCGAAGAGCGAGGUGAUUAAGGAAGACGAAACGAAGAAGAAUAUUCCUAUGCUACGGCAGCAGAGCAUGGAUCCCAAAUUGGAAAAGGUAGAACCUGUUGUGACGCCAGCCUCAAAAAGAACAUCAACAGUUUUCGGAAAAGUAUCCAAAUUUCGACACUUGAAAGGUACUCCAGGACACAAAUCUACCCACAUUGAGAAUAUACGCAAUAUCAGUCGCCAAAUAUCUGGCGAAUGUGAUGGCUUUCAUGCUAAUCCCGAUCGAGUGGCUGUACCUUUGAGUGGCCUAGGUGGAAAGAUUGCAGUAUUAGAAUUGAAGAAAACUGGAAGGCUGCCUGAUGGAGUUAUGCCAGCAUUAGUCCAUGGCGCGACUGUAAUGGACUUUCAGUGGGAUCCAUUUGAUAAUCAACGACUAGCAGUUGCUUGCGACGACGGAAUAAUUCGUUUAUGGAAAAUACCUGAGUCUGGUUUGACGGAACCGACGAACGAACCAAAACACAUCAUAGAAGCCCAUACCGAUAAGAUUUAUCUGAUUAAAUUUCAUCCACUUGCAUCAAAUGUUCUUACAUCCGCUUCGUACGAUAUGACUGUCAAAAUCUGGGAUUUGUCGCUCUUAUCUUCUACCGAGAAUGCAGUGGCGAAGAUCACUUUAAUUGGUCAUACUGAUCAGAUAUUUAGCUUAGCAUGGUCUCCGUGCGGUCAGUAUCUCGCCAGCUCAUGCAAGGACGGUAAACUACGAAUCUAUAAACCUCGAUCGAGCGACGUUCCUGUGAAAGAAGGAAAGGGACCGGUCGGAACGAGAGGCGCGAGAGUUGUGUGGGCACUCGAAGGCAGAUAUCUCGUUGUAAUGGGCUUUGAUAAAGUUUCUGAAAGACAAAUUUACGUAUUUAAAAUGGAUAAUUUGAACACUCCUUUGAAUACUGUCGGAUUGGACGUUUCGCCUGCUAUAUUAAUGCCAUAUUAUGACGAAGAUAGUUCCACGCUUUUCCUAACCGGACGUGGUGAUUCUACAAUAUAUGCAUUUGAAGUAACCGAGGAAGCUCCAUAUUGCUGCCCAUUGAGUCAUCACAGAUGCAGUAGUUUACACCAGGGCUUAUCAUUCCUUCCAAAAAAUAAGUGCGAUGUGGCCAGCGUGGAAUUUGCUUCCGCUUUAAGGCUAACAAAUAACACAAUAGAACCUUUAAGCUUCACUGUGCCGCGUAUAAAGACUGAAUUAUUCCAAGACGAUCUCUUUCCUCCAACUAAAGUUAUCUGGAAACCGACUUUAUCAGCGUCAGAGUGGUUUAGUGGUGGCAAUAAACAACCAUCUAGAAUGAGCCUUAAACCGCCUGGUAUGGAUAAUUUAACUGAGAAUCAAUCCCAAAGUGUAGUUACACCUCCUCAAAUUGCAACCAAACCAUCACCGACCCCUUUUGGUAUUACUACACAACCUUUCAAUAGAUUAGGAUGGAAUCCAGACAUUAAAGCAAAACAAGAAGAGAUCCAGAAAACUAUGAGCCAUUUUGUGGGAGAUGUCAUCCAGUGUUCAUUAGAACAAGAUCAUAUGGAAGGUGUCGAGGAACAUGAAUGGGACGAGUGAAAAUUGAAGACUUGUGGAUAGAUGCAAACUGAUAAGGUAAAAAUCUAAACGUAGUUGUUUGAGCCGCGUAAAUUAUUCAUAAGUUAGAAUUAUAUAUCGCGCGAAUGGCAAGAAUAUCGCAGUGUUACUGUGUAUAGAGUGAGAGACAGUUGUAUCUGAGAUAUAUACUUCCAACGAUUUUCUUUUGCGGAGGAAGUAAAAGAUAAGUACAGUGUUUUAUAUCAAUUUACAACAAGUAAUACUCAUUUUUUCAUAAAUCUAGCUUAAGAUUUUGUAAACGCAUUUUUCAAUGCAUAGAAGUAAGAAUUCAGGCCUUGUUGAAUCACAUUAAUUUAAAGUGAAAAGAUAAACGAAGUAAAUGACACAAGAGAUUUUUUAAUCUGGCGUGAUCAAUGCAAUAUUUGAUAGCGCAGUGUCGAUAUGAUAACACUGUCCUUAUAAAACCAAAAUGCGUGAUUAUAGCUCUAGUCCCAAAUCAUUUUUCCUUAAUCGCUAAUUUGUCUCACUUAUAUAUUUCUAGCUACAAAUAAUUCUAUAGCAGUCUAUAAUAUAUUCACGGUAGAGAUUAUAUUAGAUGUAGGAUAUGCUUAAUUAUUCUCAAGAGAUUUGAGAAAUUUAUAAUACAAUUUGACAAUAGUUUCAUUCAUCUAUUUAAUGAAUAUGGGUUUGGAAUUUCAGUGGAUGAGUAAUUCUAAGAACAAAUAUGCUAGUAUAUUCAUUACGCUUUUCAGUAUCGAGUGUGAAUGAUAUCAAUUGUGUCAGAGACAAUUAUUGACGAGUAUUUAAUUAUUCGCUAUAUAUUGAGCAUUAGAAUGACCAAUUUCCCAUGUAAACGAGAAAAAAAAUCGCAACAUGUGCCAUUUGUGAAGCGACAGACAUGACAUCCACUUUGUCGUUAAUAAGAAAGAGAAAAACAGUAUUACAUCCAAUAUUAUUAGGUCUUUAAAGUAAUUUAUUUCGCGAUGAAGUUAACAUUCCUUAUUAACUUAUUUAACUGCCACACAGUGCCAGAUUUAUCUUCAUUUCGGCAAUGCCAGGUGUCAAUAAUGGUCUCAAUGUAUAUGUCAUAAUAAUAAUAUAAUCUGUCAUCGUAUAUGUGUGAUAAUAGAGCAAAUGAUAGUUUCGUCGCAGAAUUAUGGAGCAGAGGUUUUUUACGAUAUUUCCUUGUACGCACAUGCAAAAAAAAAACAUACAAAAUAACUAAUAAAUACAACGCGUAAAUAAGUAGUCGUAAGACAGUAUUUUAAUUAGUAUGGCGAAAUAUACUUCAAUUUAUGUCUCGAUUGAUGAGCAUUAAACACUCUGCAAGAUUCAAACAAUAUUAAAUAGUAAAGAAUGACUGAUCUUUUUUACAAUAAUCCUUAUCAAAAUAUUGACUAUAACAAUUGGCGAUUUAUUAAGCGAUAAUGUUUCCGAUACGAAUAUUCAGAACAGAAUAUUUCAUCUCGUUUUUAUACGUGUUUUUACAAGCUAGUCAUAAAAAAAUGGUGGUACUAUGUGCCUCCAAAAACAAAUUUUGUAAUUGGUGGUAAAACGCCAAAUUUUCUUUAUGAAAAACUUAGUAAUGAUAAUUAUAUGUAUAUAUAACUUCUUUGUUAUUUUUCAUAUCUUGGCACACGAAUACAUUUGAACAUAGUGCCAAAAAUCUAUUAUGAACAGUUUUUUGUAUCUUGCACUUUUUAGACCUGUAAGGUGUUCCAAAACAUUCGAAAGUAUUAAGAAAUUUUCUAUGUGUCAAAGAAAAUACCUAACACGAAAUUCGAUUUGUCGCUGCCAUUUAUAUCUUAUUCGUAUUACUGACUUUAUACUGUACUACGAAAAGAAAUACGUUAGUGUUGCAUAUCUUAAUAUAAAUCUUUAUUUGUUUAUUCGUAUGUUACACAUCACGCACAAUUACAAUCCAGAUUUGUAACCAUUUUGUAGUUUUCAAACAAGCUCUAUUCGUUUAUGACCAGAUUUAUGAAUACUAAAAGCGCGAUUUUUUACAGCACGAGAUUUGAGAUGUAGGUGCAAAAAAAAAAUAUACGAGACUGAAUGUUUCAUGCCACUCGAUCUCGUGCCUUGUAAAUCAGUGCUAUCUAAAUAAUUUUAUCAUAUAGUGAUGUAUCUUUAUAUCUCAAUCUUAUAACGUUCAUGUAACUCAGCUAUAAAAUCUUUUUAUUAAAAAUUUUAAUCAUA